This is a messenger RNA of Dama dama (fallow deer), 1527 nucleotides long. It is a transcript of the gene FCN3, whose product is annotated as ficolin 3. NCBI's taxonomy places the organism in Eukaryota, Metazoa, Chordata, Mammalia, Artiodactyla, Cervidae. The record is from RefSeq and is a predicted model, not a curated record.
GAUGAGGAGGGGGUUCCAGAUGAGCUAAGGUACAAAGGUAGAAAGACCCCAUGUAAAUCCAGAAGUCUGAAGAGAUGGCUGCAGAGUCUUGAUGGCUAGGAUCAGAAAUUGGACUCCAUCCUGGUUGGACUGGGCAGGAAUAAUGCCCAUUCUCUCCAAAAGUGAAAGAGGAAAAGCCCCCACCUUCUGCUGGUUCCAGCCUGGGUGGGGUGUCCCUGGGGAAAGACGAUGGAGGAAGUCUUGCUUCGUGUCCUCCCACCAGCCUUGCAUCUCUUCUCAGGGCCCCAGCAAAUGGGCCAACUGCGGACCCCACUUUCCCUUUUCCUCCUCUUGUUUGGGGAGCCUGCCUGUCUGAGGAGCCAGGACCAUCCCAGCUGCCCAGAACCCAGGAAACUGGAAGCCAGUAAAGUUGUCCUCUUGCUCAGUUGUCCUGGAGCCCCAGGAAGUCCUGGGGAGAAGGGAGCACCAGGUCCUCAAGGGAAACCUGGACCCCUGGGCAAGAUGGGUCCCAAGGGUGAGCCUGGGGAGUGUGUGGAGCCGGAGCUCAUCUGCCCUCCCCUUGGCCCCGGGAGCUGCCAGGAGCUGCUGAGCCGGAGUACCACUUUGAGCGACUGGUACCAUCUGUGUCUACCUGAGGGCUGAGCCCUCCCAGUCUUUUGUGACAGUUCAGACACCGCAGGUGGUGGCUGGCUAGUGUUCCAGGGGUGAUGGGAUGGUUCUGUGGAUCCUUGGUCCUCCUACACAGCAGGUGUGGGGAGCCAGGAGUCUGGAUUCUCGGGGGAUGAGAAUUUGCACCAGCUUACUCUCCAGGGUACCCAGGAGCUGUGGGUGGAGCUGGAGAACUUAGGCAACCACACCUUUGUUUCCUGUAGGUCCUUCCUCCUCCUAGUGGAGGCAGACCAUCACCAGCUGGUGCUGGGCAGGUUCUCAAAGGGUAGGGCAGGUGAGCGAGCCUAUGGUGGGGCCCUGGAGCAGUCCAAGAAGUCUAGGGAGGCUGGAUUCUUCCCCAGAGCUGCCAUGGUCUCCACGAAUGACCCAGGACACCUCCUUCCCCUGAUGCGAGUCUGUUUCCUCACUGGAAAAAUGGCAGUGAUGAGACAGGGUGGUGCAGGAGUGAGCAAAUUGGGCUCUGGAGCUGCCUGGGCCAGUGCCCUGGCUCCAUGGCACUGCUGUUUUUCCCACAGGGCCUGCAAACACCCACCUUACAGUUGCUCUGAGGCUCCUGCGAGAUCAUCUCUUCAACAGUGCCAGGCAUGGUGCCAGCACCAAGGUGCCUCCCACCCUCUUCCUGCCAGAGGCCCCCAGAGCUUCCAAGGCAGGAAACCCUUUCCCACCGACCAUGAUACAAAUGGGAGAAACUGCAUGGUGACUGUUCCCAGCGCCUGCUGGUACAGAUCCUGCUAUCAGACCAAUCUCAACGGGCGCUACUCGAUUUUCAAAGCCCCUGCCCAUAAUUAUGGCAUCCACUGGGCCUCACGCCAAGGCGUGGGCCAUCCUUACCACAGGGAUUAAAUGGUGCUUCGCUAG